UUUAUUUAUAUAUUAAGUUAAUUUUUACAUUAAAGAAUUACUUUUACCGCUAAAAUCACCCGCCAACUUUUUACCACGCUGACCAAUGCCCAUCUUUCGCGCCCCAGGAAGCUGAUUCGAAAGCAGAUAUCAGCCCCUUUCUCCCGCCAUCUUGCGUCGCAUCAAGGAAGCCUGCGAACCCAAGAACACGCGUCCCCGAUCUAUUUAAUCCUGCGCGCUUCGAUUCCUCCCAACUGCUCCUCGCCUCUUCUUCGGCUUCCUCCUCGCCCUCGCCGGACUCGUUGAUCUGCUGGUAGCGGAUGUAAUGACGACCUACUCACAUGAGCCUCGAGACCUCGCAUUUGAGAUGGCGGACAUCCGAUACGUUGUGGGAUCUGGAAUCCCCGAUCGCGUCAUCCUCCGAGCCCUGACUCUUGCCGGAUGGAACACAAACCGCGCCAUCAACAUUCUCUUCGACACCCCCAUGCUGCUGGCUGCCGACGAUCCAUUGCCUUUCGAAUCCUGUGAUGAUGGCUUCCCCGGCGCCGCAAGAGCCCAUUUCACCCCAUACCUCAAUCCGCGCCCGAUUUCAGCUUUAAGACCUGAUAUCGCCUAUCGGAGGCUUCAAUCGUUCUCUGCUCCGGAGACAGCAGAGCUUGAAGAGCUUCCUGUGGAUCCUGUUUGGUUUCUUGUGGCGAAGACUUGUGUCGCCGGCCUGUCAACGUGCAGAGGGAAGAAGCAGCUUGAUGCCGACGAGAUUGUACACUUCUCCUUUCCAUCCUUCGAGAAGAUCAAUACGAUUGGUAGGCGAUGGCUGGGCUCAAAGACGGAAGCGGCAGUGUCUCAGAUCGUGCGCUUCUCAACCAAGCGUGGUGGUGAGAUAGGGAGGUUUAAACCAGAGUGGAGUAAAUGCCUCAUUCCACUUGUGGGGUCGUCCAAAGUGAUGAUUCGUGGGCGAUGCGUAUUCUCAACCGUGCAACUUAGCUUAAUGCAAGAGAUUAAAAGGGCUGACUUUACUCCUGAAGAACUUAAGAAGCGAAAGAGAUCUCUAAACCUAGAAGGUGCUGAUGAAGAUGAAUCUAUGCAAAUAGCAGGCCUCAAAAAGCAACAGAGAAGGGGCCAAACUUAUCCUGAACGAAGCAAGGGUGAGCAAGCAAUCUCGGAAUCAUCUCUGAAUAAACUUGUUGGGGCUGCUGAGAUUUAUGAUUUAGAGGAAGCAGAGCCCCCAUGUACCCUUGUUUCUGAUCUACAUCCGUACCAGAAACAAGCUCUUUACUGGAUGUCUGAAUUGGAGAAAGGAAUUGAUGUUGAGCAAGCAUCCAAAACUCUUCAUCCAUGUUGGUCCGCAUACAACAUUCUUGACAAAAGAGUAUCUGCGGUGUACGUAAAUGUCUUCACAGGCGAAGCUACGACUCAAUUUCCAAGUGCUAUGCAGAUGGCAAGAGGCGGAAUCUUGGCAGAUGCAAUGGGUCUAGGGAAGACUGUCAUGACAAUUGCUUUAAUACUUGCAAGACCCAGUGGAGAAAGGUCAGAUGACCAGGACACUUUUAUGAAGUGUGGUAAAGGCUCAAAGGAAGUGCAAAAGGCCAAAAGAAAAUUUUCCAAAGUAAAAGGUGGCACCCUAAUUGUGUGUCCAAUGGCAUUGUUGGGCCAAUGGAAGGAUGAGCUGGAAAACCAUUCAAAGCCAGGGUCAUUGUCUGUCUUUGUUUAUUAUGGUGGUGACAGAAUAAAUGACCUUAAAGUGAUAUCAGAACAUGAUGUGGUUUUAACAACAUAUGGAGUCUUGGCAUCAGCUUAUAAAUCUGACCCAGAAAAGAUUAGCAUCUUCCAUGAAAUAGAUUGGUACAGAGUGGUGCUAGAUGAAGCCCACAGCAUCAAAUCAUCAAAGACAGUAGUUGCUCAAUCAGCCUACGCAUUGAAUGCAUACUCAAGGUGGUGCCUAACGGGUACUCCUCUUCAGAAUAGCUUGGAAGAUCUCUACAGUCUUCUUUGCUUCUUACAUGUUGAACCGUGGUGCAACUGGGCAUGGUGGCACAAGUUGAUUCAAAGACCUUAUGAGGAUGGGGAUGAACGAGGAUUAAAAUUGGUUAAGGCCAUUCUAAGACCGUUAAUGCUGAGGAGAACAAAGGACACAAAAGAUAGGAAUGGAAAGCCUAUUCUUGUUCUUCCUCCUGCCAAUUUCCGAACUGUAGAAUGUGAACAAUCUGAAGCUGAGCGUGAUUUCUAUGAAGCUCUAUUCGAGAGAUCAAAGGUUAGAUUUGAUCAAUUUGUUGCACAAGGCAAAGUUCUUCACAAUUAUGCUUCCAUUUUGGAGCUUCUGCUUCGAUUAAGGCAGUGCUGCAACCAUCCUUUUCUUGUAAUGAGCCGGGGAGACACCCAGGAGUAUGCAGACCUCAAUAAGCUUGCCCGCCGAUUUCUUGUAGCUUCCCAUUUGAAUCCUCUCCCCACACCAGCCUACGUCGAGGAGGUCGUCGAAGGCAUCCGCAGAGGCGAGGUGACCGAGUGCCCAAUUUGUCUGGAGUCAGAUUCCGAUGACCCGGUGCUCACUCCAUGCGCCCACCGGAUGUGCCGGGAGUGCCUGCUCUCGAGCUGGCGAACUCCAGCAGGCGGGCCAUGCCCGAUCUGCCGCAGCCCCCUCAGCAAAGCUGACCUUAUCACAUGCCCAAGCGAGAGCCGGUUCCAGGUCGAUGUGGAGAAGAACUGGAAGGAGUCCUCGAAGGUGACAAAGCUCAUUAAAUACCUCAAGAGAGCUCAGAGGUCAGGGGAGAAGAGCAUUGUCUUCAGCCAGUGGACUGCAUUCUUGGACUUGCUUGAGAUACCUUUGAGGAAAGGGAUUGGCUUCCUGAGGCUCGAUGGCAAGCUGAGCCGGAAGAAGAGGGAGAUUGUGCUGAAGGAGUUCAGUGAGAGCAGAGACAAAAUGGUACUACUUAUGUCACUCAAGGCUGGAGGCGUAGGCUUGAAUCUGACUGCAGCAUCAAAUGUCUUCCUUAUGGAUCCAUGGUGGAAUCCUGCAGUGGAAGAGCAAGCAAUAAUGAGAAUUCACCGAAUCGGGCAGAAACGGCAGGUUCGAGUGAGGAGGUUCAUCGUCAAGGAUUCUGUGGAAGGGAGGAUGCAGCAGGUGCAGGCAAGGAAGCAGAGGAUGAUUGCUGGUGCCCUAACUGAUGAGGAAGUCAGAAGUGCCCGGAUUGAGGAGCUCAAGAUGUUAUUUAGAUAAGAAAUGCCACUAUUUGCACUAACAAUAUCUAAGCAGCGCACAGUUUCACAAAGUAGGCAGCUAAGAAGUCCAUAGCUUCUACCCUCUUUUUGAUUUCCACGUUUCGAGGGGAGUUUCCAUCAAGGUUUUGAGGCAUUCCUUUUGUAGAUUGUUGCACUCAGAAUGCCAUUUUUGUAAAGUCUUUCCUGCCCGUAACAAGUCUGGAUGGACUAUGUUGAAAGGGUGUUUAUAUGGAUCUUGAAAUGGGGAUUUAAAAUGUGCAGUUAAAUGUGGUUUAUUA
Molecule: messenger RNA, 3473 nt
Organism: Musa acuminata AAA Group (dessert banana)
Lineage: Eukaryota; Viridiplantae; Streptophyta; Magnoliopsida; Zingiberales; Musaceae
Product: DNA repair protein RAD5B-like
Exons: 17
Coding region: 305-3193 (962 amino acids)
Biological process (GO): DNA repair
Cellular component (GO): nucleus
Molecular function (GO): ATP-dependent chromatin remodeler activity; ATP binding; hydrolase activity, acting on acid anhydrides, in phosphorus-containing anhydrides
Source: RefSeq, a predicted model, not a curated record